Symbiodinium natans is the source of this 1489-nucleotide messenger RNA. Lineage: Eukaryota; Dinophyceae; Suessiales; Symbiodiniaceae. The record is from the annotation of a GenBank genome assembly.
AUGGAGAUCUGCAGGGUAUGGAGACUUCUGAAGGUCGUUGCGAUGGCUCUUCGGGGACUCUUCCUGCUUCAAGUGCCGGUGGCUUCUGUCGGGAGCCGCGGCGCGUGGUCACCCAAUCCGCGCGCUGACCCAGCAGCAGUACAUCGCUGCGACAACGCCACGCGCUUCACCUUUCUGACACCCAGGCUUGUUCGAGUGGAGUUUUCGCAAGAGGGCGCUUUCGAGGACAGGGCCACCACGGCGAUCGAGAAUCGUCGCCUGCCGCCUCCCCAGGUCCUCCGUGUAACCACGGGACCUGUUUGGUGUGAGGUCACGGCUAUCUGGGAAGAUGACGGGUCUGAGAGCACCAUGACGGUCCAUUAUCGCCCUGGGGCUGCUGGGGACACUGCCAUUGAAGUCGAGACGGUGCUGGGCGACGGUGAGAUCGUGCGGUGGAGACAGGGCGACGAGGACACGGGCAACCUGAAAGGCACCCGCUUCGACUUGGCACAGUGCUGCGCCAACCCUGGCACGUCCACGCCCAGCGAGCUGGAUCCUCGCUUUCCGCUGGCCAACGGCAUCCUGAGCCGUAAUGGCUGGAGCCUCCUGGAUGACUCGCACAGCCAUGCGAUCAACCCAGCUGCGGUGGGUUCCUGGGACUGGAUCGACAGUGAGGCGCGGGAGUCCGAGUUGGACCUCUACGUCUUCACGUGCGGUGCGCAGUUCAGGCAGUGCCUUCAGGACUUCACGGCCGUGUCCGGACCCAUCAACCUCCCACCGCUUUCUGCCUUCGGGCACUGGUGGUCCCGGCAUUGGGGCGACCCCUUCGAUGGCAUCUAUUUCGGGCCGAUGACACAGCAGGCCAUCAUCAAGGACGUCAUCCAGGGGUACCGCGACCAUGAGCUGCCACUCCACCAGGUGGUUUUCGACAUGGAGUGGCACCAGCAAGUGAGCAACGCCGACUGCAAGAGCUUCGUUGGCAUGCGGGGAUGGGCUUCCUGGACCUGGAACCGCACGCUCUUCCCGGAUCCUAACAGCUUCGCCUCCUGGCUGCACGCCGGGAACACGUCGGACUCUUAUGGUCAUCCUCUGAAGCUGGCACUGAACCUGCACCCGGAUGCGCCGUUUACGCACUGCGAAGCGAUGUACGAAGCCUUUGCUGCAGCUCUUGGUCUGGACCCGGGCAGCAGACAGGAUAUCAAGCUGGAUUACUUCAACCAGACAGUGAUGAUGGCCUUGGCGAACGUCGUGAUGCCCACGCUGCACGCCGACUUCCUGUGGAUGGACUCGCCAACAGUUACCACAUGGAAGAACGGGUUCUAUGAUAAGGUGCUGCUAAAGCAGGGCAGACGCCCACUGGUUCUCUCGCGAUAUGGCGGCUGGGGAAACCAGCGAUAUCCGAUAGGCUUCUCGGGCGACACGCGAAGAGUCUGGGACACACUGCACUACCUGGUGUACUUCACUCCGACGGCGGCAAACGUUGGCUUCGGGUACUGGAGCCAUGAUAUAG